Ectocarpus sp. CCAP 1310/34 is the source of this 1930-nucleotide messenger RNA. NCBI's taxonomy places the organism in Eukaryota, Phaeophyceae, Ectocarpales, Ectocarpaceae. The record is from the annotation of a GenBank genome assembly.
AUGCAGCUUCUCCGUAUGGCCCGGUCAACGCCUUACUACAAGCGCAAUCAGCCUCACAAGUGCUCCUUCUACGCCAAGGGAGAGUGCAACCGAGGCGCCAAGUGCCCUUUCCUGCACGAGAUGCCAACCGACAGGGCGGACCCCCUGGCCCACCAGAACAUCCGCGACCGGUUCUACGGCCAAGACGACCCCGUCGCGGCCAAGAUGAUGGCCAGGCAGGACGACCUCCCGAAGCUGGAGCCCCCCGAGGACGAGGGGAUCAGCAGCCUCUGGCUCGGCAACAUGGCCGACUACAUCACGCCGGAGGAUCUUCGCGACGCUUUCUAUAGCUUCGGGGAGCUCCGGUCCAUCCGCAUUGUGCCGGGCAAGGACUUCGCCUUUGUACAGUUCACCACCAGGCAGGCGGCAGAGGCGGCAGCUGAACAGCUCUACAAGUGCCUGGUAAUCAAGGGCAGGCUGCUGAGGUUGAACUGGGCCACUCGCUCAGAGGAAUCGGGGACGUCGGGCUUCAACGGCCCUGAAGGCGGCGGCCGCCGCAGGAUCGAAAGCGGCAGCAGCAAGGCGAAGGAGGGUGGGCAGCAGCGGCAAGCUGCAGGCGAGGCGGGCGGCGUCGAUGCCGGGGAGAGGUCGAAAGCAGGAGGCGCGGCGGGGGCGGAGGCGGAGAAGAAGGCGGAGGUGGCACCGUACCAGCCGGUCCCGCUGCCGCCGGUGCCAGGGCUGCCCCCGGGCGCCCCCGUCGCCCCCGUCCCGCACAUGCCGCCCAUGCCGCAGCUACAGGGGUACAGGCCGCCGCCGCCGUCCGCCUACCCGCAGCAGCAGCAGCCCGCGGUAGCACCGGCAGGACGGGGGCAGUACGCCCCGCCCCCGGGCCCCCGACUGCCGACGUACAACAACAACGGCGUCUCCGCCGGCCAACAUCACCACACCCGAGGCCCCCCGAUCCCUUCGUACGGCCCGGUGAGGGGCGGCGGCGGGGGCAGUUACGGCGGCGGCGGGAGGCGGGGUCCCCCGCCCGGUCCUCCGCCGGGGCCGCCCCCCGGCCCCCCUCCGGCGCCGUACUAUGCUUCUAUGGAUCCGCACCGCUUGGGUGCGCAACCCACAAGGCCACUGCUGCCGACGCCGCCGCCUGCAGCCGCCCCGGGGGUCGCGUCAAAAAGCAGUUAGAAAAAAAGCAAAUGAUAUGAGGGUGUGAUUUGUUUACGGUGGCGGCUGGAUCUGGGUUGGGUUUGGCAAGUACGGCCAUCGUCACCCACCCCUUGGUCAACGAUCAUUUCUCCGUUGGGAGAAGGUAGGCGGGGGACACGUAAAAGAAAGGCUUUUGUGGCCGUAGUCAGCGAGUUGCUUCAGUAGCUGGGUUCUUUGAUUCCAGGUGGUACAGGGUUGUACCAACUCAAGAAUCUGUUUCAGUUGUCUCUGCCGCCGUUGCCUCGACCUCUGUGAAGUGCGUUUGUUAUGCGUACACCACCCGAAGCACCAUGAGUGGUUAUUGGUUGAAAUGUGUGCCAGUCAAAUUUCAAGCUAACGCAGAGGGGACACCCCGCGUUCUUUCGAUCGGCAGCCACUGCUUUCGUCUGUCCGCGGGGAGUAGGCUAGCGAAACACCUUUGUGUAGCAGGGCACACUGGACGCCGAGAAUGAAACGAGUCGAGGAGGUUGUGAGUAGAUCGUGUCUACACACCACGCUUGACGAUUUUUGCAGUGUACUGUAGUUCCGUUGCCCGACACGUCUUUCGGGCGCGCGGGACGGCCCAUCAGUCGCUACGAGCAGCACUUGGCGACAAUUGUAGGUGUUUCCCGGUGUACUGGUCCGGUGAGAACACGGCGUGCUCCGUCCCGGCGUCUCAGGGAUGCGAGAGAUCAUUGGUGCUUCUGUACGUAUAGCAGUAUCUCUCAACGGCGUAGUACACCCGACACAAUUAAAUGUCCAACCU